Molecule: messenger RNA, 1651 nt
Organism: Diabrotica balteata
Lineage: Eukaryota; Metazoa; Arthropoda; Insecta; Coleoptera; Chrysomelidae
Source: the annotation of a GenBank genome assembly
AAAGCAGUACCUAUACGUAAUAACAAAUACCAAAAUUUAAUAAUGUCUGACAAGCAACAAAAAUCUAAAGAAAAAGAAUGGUUUCAAAUAUUAGUUAUUCUAAUCGCUGCAUCCCACGGAUUUACAAGCGGAGCACUAACAGGAUGGACAUCCCCAUUUAUGGUAAAAAUAGUUGAGGACACAGAAAACUACAAUGUAAGAGAAGAUCAAGCGGCACUAUUUGCUAUAUUAAACGUAGUUGGUUUAAUAAUCCUCACACCUUUUUUUCCUCCAUUUAUUGACAUUAUUGGAAGGAAAAAAGCCAUUAUUUUAACAUCUGUACCAUUUAUAAUAAGUUGGUUAACAAAAGCGUUAUUCACUAAUUUAUGGGCGCUGUAUUUUGCAAGGUUAUUAGUCGGAUUAGGGGAUGCUUUGAUUAUGUGUGCAUAUCCAAUGUAUUUUGGAGAAGUUGCUACACCAAAGGUGCGUGGAAUUUGGGGAAAUGCUUUCUUUAUUUUAGUAAUAUUUGGGACUUUUGUUAUUAACGUGGUUGGAAUAUACUGUAGUGUUAAGUUAACCUCUUACAUAUUUCUUGCAUGCGAAGUAAUAUUUUUAAUUCUCUCUCUGUUUAUUCCUGAAUCACCUUACUUUUUCAUAGCAAAAAAUCAACUUCCGGCAGCGAAAUUGUCAUUAAUAAAGUUACGACAAAGAACUGAUAUUGAUGUUGAGUUUAAACUCAUGCAGGAUGACUUAAACCGACAACUUUCAGAAUCUGGAACAUGGAAAGAUUUAUUCGUUAUAGACGUAAACAGAAAAGCUCUAAUGAUCGCGAUGUUUUUGCGAUUUGCUCAAAUAGUUUCGGGGCUGUGGGUCUUUGGAAGCUACACGCAAUUCGUGUUUCAGAAAGUUGUUAGUGGCAUUAGUGCUGAAACUUCAACAAUUAUUUACACGGGUUAAAUUUCAUUAUAUAUUCUGCUGCAAUUUACAGUUCAGAUAAAUUUGGUAGACGCAAGUCUUUAUUAACGUCUCUUGCUGGUACCGGAAUUGUGUUUUUGUUAGUGGCUGUAUACUUUCUUGUAGAAAAAUUUUUUCCAGAUAUAAACCUGCAACCUGUAAACUGGUUUCCAUUAGCAGGCCUUAUUGUAUUUUUAUUGGUAUCAUCCUUUGGAGUUGGUCCUAUUCCCGCGUUAAUGCAAGGAGAAUUAUUCUCAGCUAGUAUUAAAUCCAAAGGUAUUUCAGUGGUAGUGGUAGCUUAUGGCAUAAUAAAGAUUUGUACCAAUAGUGCCUUUUACUAUCUUUACGCAUAUACUGGAUUAUCUGGGCCGUUUAUGUUUUUUGCUGUUUCUAAUUUUAUUUCUUUAAUAAUUACCUAUUUUAUUGUACCAGAAACAAAGGGAAAGACUUUGGAAGAAAUACAACAGCAUUUAAAAAACAUGUAGUGAUAUUAAAUUUUUAUACUGUAAGUUUUAUAAUAUAAUAUAUAAUCACACUUUGUAUUUAUUUCGUACCUGCUAUGAAGACUUAAAAUAAAUAAUAACGUCGUAAGUGCCAAAAUCAUUAUUUCGAAAUAAUUGAUUCUUUUCUUCCACAAUGAAUGUAUUAGAAAUAACUUUCUCAAAACUAAACAUAGGUUUAUUCAAGUGAAUUAUGUUUUUGCGCAUUAAAUAAUUUU